GGCUUCGAGUUGCAGUCGUUGCUAGUAACUAAAAAGGACCAGACAUCUAAUGGUGGACGUUCCAAAGCAAAUGUGACAUUGGACUUAAUGUAAAUGCGAGUCAUAGAAAGCUUUGCACCGGAUGCAAGCGUGCGUGACAGUUAUAAAUUAAAAACUAAGUGAAGAAAAGUAUUCUAUGCAAGCUUAAACAAGUUGUUAGAUAAUUGAAGCAGACGACAACAUAUAUGAAAUAGACGAGGAACCGUGGCUCGUCAUGUUUUUUGAGCGCAUUUUGGAGCGAAAAGACAUUUCGUAUAAUACAACUCAUCCAGGUAAUGGGAAUAGCGACGCCAACGAGACUGACACUUAUCACUUAAGUGAAACGAACAAUGUCAUUGGCGAGGACAAAGACAACAAUAACAACAACAGCACUAACAUUAACGACAACAACAGCAAUCAGUCAAAUAACAGUGCAGAUCCAAACAAAAUGCAACGACGCUAUGAGCAAACUGCGGGAGCUGCUGUGCAGCUAACCUCGUUGUGGGAGCAUGUUUUACGUACGCGUCGAUUGCCGGAAACAAUUUGCCCAGCCGCAAUGUUUACCGAAUUCCAUGAAAGGUUGCAGGAUCCCGAGUGGCAGGUGCGCCAACAUGCAUUACGCGUCCUUGUCGACGUGUUGAUGGUGAUGCGAUCUAAGGCUGACAAGCAUAAUAUGCAUUUUUUAAUUGAUUUGAUCAAAAAUCUCGGACAUCAGGCACCGACUGUGCGAAAGGGUGCACUUGACUGCCUGCGAGUCUACCUGUCAGAGACUAGUGCUCCGGAGAUGGUCAUGCUCCAGAUAUUGGACACUGGGUUAAGCCAGCAUUCCAUCUACGAUGAACGGCUUGGCUGUGGAGUGCUGCUCUCCUUGCCGCCAUUAUUACAAUCGAUUUUGCUCACGCCACAACGUCAUUUUAUAGUAAAGCACGUUAUGGAGCGCCUGGUAGACCGUUUGCAACGUCAACAGACACAACAGGAGAUUAUUUUGAAGGUGCUGGCCAAAAUAAGGGAGCUGUUGGGUGUGCAAGAGUUUGAACAUUACUUAGACGAAGUGCAAAGUGUAGAUGGUCUGUCCCUCUUUAAUCAACUGUGCAACGUGUAUGGAAUAUUGAAUAAGUCCCAUCGAGCUGAAGGUGCAAAUACAGGCGCUUGGAGAGCUCUACCUCGGGAGCACACAUGGCGAGCGCCGAGUACUUCGCAGGAACAGCAAGAGGUCCCACAUCCAGAGAAAGGAAAAGUGAUUAUGGAAACGGAAAUUAAAAUCAACGAUGACACACUUACCAUGCGAAUUCUAGAGGCAGAAACUGAGACCGAAGAGAUAGAUAGCCCCAUUUUAGAAUCAGCGGAACUUGUGUGCCGUCCACUCCCCGCACAGCCGCCACGAGAAAUGGAUGCAGGGAUACUACAGAUAAUUAGCGACUCAGAACUGGAGGAAGUGAACGAAACUAAUAUUGGUACUCCCUUUCGUGGCUUGAAACGUGUAACAUUUGGUGGAGAGGUUGUUAAAAUGCGCACACCCGAUAGUGAUGCAGCUUCCUCUACGCACAAUAUCGAUAACCCUGUUCGAGACGUGGACGGACACCAGACCAAUACGCCACAGACUUCUUCUGUGUUAGAGGAACAACAGCAACCAGACAAAGACAAGAAUGAAGCUUUCAAAAUGACAGCUUUGACAUUGGAGAUUCCCAGCGAUAAUACCAAGCCCCUGCCCCGACCCAGAAGUGCACAAUCGCCACAGCGAAACAACACUUUUCUAAAGGACCAAGAACAGGCCACGCAAAAAACAAAUGCAACUACGACACAUGCCUCCCCUAAUCGAGACGUCUCUCCUACUUAUCGUAGUCGUAGCAUCAGUCCCGCAGGUAGCAUAACAACCAGUCCCAAAGUACCACACAAAGAGAUCGAAGUACUACACAAUCUUCAGCGGGAUACUGAUCCCUCGCCUCGGUCCUUGAGACGAAGCGAAAGCGUCACCACCGAAUUAAUUACUCCACCUGGAAUCACGACCGUUGUGCAAGCAGACCCACCAGCUACGCCAACUAGCUGGGAGGAUCUGGACAUUGUCAACUAUAAAACUAUCAUGGACUUGCGUUCAGGAGAUUGGCGCAACCGUUUACAGGGUGUAGCCCAGCUUGAAAUAGCUCUCAGCACAUCCAGCAACUUAGUGAAAGUGCAGCCCCAUCUAGAUAGCCUGCUGCGCACCUUACUGUCCUCGGAGCGCCACUUUGAGGUAGCUGCGCUGAAGCGCGAGGUUCUAGUUAAUCUCAUUUCACGCCUACCACUGGACAACUUAGAGGAACGGACGCCACAAAUAUUGUCCGGUCUCUGUCGCCAAGGCAACGCUGGAGCAAAUCGUGUGUGCAAAGCCCUCAUGCAGCGCCUGCCAGCAGGCACUAUAGUCGCUAAAUUGACUGCGCCCGAGUAUCUUCAUGCUAAGAGUUCAAAGUUUCGGGAUCACGCGCUACAAAUGUCCAUCUACUCGCUGAUGUCCUUUCCCGGCACAUGUUUCGACAUAAACAUCCUCGCAGCUCAAGUGACCUAUGCUGCACUUAAUCGCAAGCGUCGCGUACGGCAAGCAGCCUUAGAGGUAUUUUCAGUACUUGCUGAUAUAUCUUCGGUGGAUGAGGUGAUGCAAAUUGUUGCCGAGACAGUGGAUAGCAUAGAGUCAGGACCUGCGCUGCUGGCAGCUGUGAAAAUGCGUUUGUCCCGCCUCCAGCUGCCCAUAAUUACAACUGAUGGAUCCGUCCUAUACACAUUCCAUAAGGCAGAUCAAGCUGGGCGAAUGCGCUUUGGUGCAGAUGUGGACUGGAUCACGCAAGGCGAAGGCUCUGCGUCACCAAAUGCCGUUAAAAGACGUCGCCAGCAAUUGGCCAAUAAAAAGCGUUUGCAGGAAAGCAAAGAUGCAGAGGACAUGACGAAUCAAAGCUCUCCAAUAGACGAGAACUUGCACCGACAUUCAUUCCACUCCCCGCCCGAAGCGCUAGACAUGUCUCGCGCCUCUAAUGACUUUUUCAAAAAAAAAAUGUAUUGUACUAAUUGUAAGUAUGUUUGGGUCUUUAGGCCAAUAUAUAUGCCUAAUAAAUUGUUUGGCAUUUCAGCUAACUAUAUGGAGCGUCGCCUGGGAGCCAAGGCAUACUCUGAAUCAUCAAUGGAUGGCAGGAGCACUGACAGUACGACAACGUCCUGCAGUAGUGGCAGUGGCAGUGGAAGUUUCAUACAGUUGACUCCUUGUAAUUUGGCCAUUAAUAGGCGUUUGGCUCGACAAAAUUCGAGAUUUCCAAUUAUGAAGCGACAAACGGAUUUUAUUACCAAUUUUAUGCGCAAUAUAGAACGAAAGCCAUGUACGUACAGUUUUGAAGAUACAAAAGAUCAUCCGAUUGUGAAUCACGGUGUGCACAAAAGUCUCAAGCAGCAAGUCCAAAAGGAGCCAGCCGGACAAAAAAUAUACGUGGAACAGAAUUGGCUAGAGAGAAGCAGUCAAUCUCAAGCAAAAGCAAUAGCAAAAUUAAAGGAUCAGCAACUGGAAACAGCGCUGAACAGAGAUGUUCCAAAUGGUUCUAAAUUCAAAGUAAAGGCCGAAAUACCUAGUCAAGUUACAACAGCCAUCGAGCCACAGGCAAGCAAUCAUAACGGAGAAGGCUCUCCCCUAUCGAUCAAAUCAACAAGCUAUUCUCAAAAGUCAACCGCCUCGGCUAAAUCAUACGAUGUGGGCAAGCAGACCACGUCUCUCUCUGUUGAAAUGGACGCAACAAAUUUAGAAACACCAUUCGGGGAGCUAGUAGUCGACGACAUUGAGGAAGAAACAGAGUCUCCCUGCCAGGAGCCCGCUUUGAAACGGAAUGAAAGCGUUAGCAGCCUGCAAAGCAAAACGGAAAGCAUUAAGACUCAACUCGAGGAUGCAACGCCACAAAUGUCGCGUGCUCAAUCCAUGAAAUCGCUGGCUAUUGAAGAGGAGAUUGAGAGCGCCAAUAGCUUUGUCGUUGUUGAGGAUAUGCAGAAUGAGCUUGAAUCAACAGAAGUAGAGGCGGUGGCCCUUCACAAAUUACCAGAGCUACCACCGAGCAAUGAAGCACAGCUCCCAUCGGCCUCUCGAAUCUCAUCUAGCAAAAAGUCUGAAAUCCUAGAAGACGAUAGGGCCAUACACUCACGCAGUAUCUCACUCGACUCGCUUUAUGGGCGGCGGCCCAACUCAAAGCAAGAUUCUCUGGACACCAGUACCAGCACAACUGAUAAUAGCUCUCAAAUCGGGUCUCACUUUGAUCAGACCAAUCGGUUGCCUGCGAAGACACAACACACACCGUUGAAACAAAAGUCGAAAACAUCAUAUCUAUUGCGUGGUCAGCGACGCGUCUCCCCCGUUAAACAGGCCAUUAAGAUGUCGCAGACGGAGCUGUUUCCGCCCACUAUGUCAAGCUUUGAGAAACCACGGGAGGCUUUACUCAAGACAUUUGAUCAACUGGACUCGAAUAACUGGGAGGUAAAUAUAACCGGCCUGAAAAGCAUGGUGCGCCUGAUCCGCUACCAUGCGGAUUUUCUGGAUAGUCAUAUGCAUAUGACAUGCAUUCAACUCACUCGUUCCGUUCGUAAUCUGCGCUCACAAGUGGCUCGAGCAGCUUGUCAGGUCGCCACGGAACUAUAUACGUUGAAAUUCAAAUCAUUGGAGUUAGAAUGUGAUGAUCUAGUCUGCGCCCUGUUGCACCGCACGGCGGACACAAACCGAUUCCUGCGUGCAGAUGCCACCCGCGCCCUAGAGUCGAUGGUGGAUCACGUCCAGCCUGCGAAAGUUCUCAACAUACUGGCAGCCAAAGGAGCUCAGCAUCAGAAUGCCGUAGUACGCACUACGACGGCGAAGCUGAUGUUUAGACUGGUCGAACGUUUGGGCUGCGAUCGCAUCUACUCAAUGGGCCGUGAAAAUCGUGAUAAGUUCUUCACUGUCGGUGCGAACCUCCUACUUGAGGGCAGUCUCGAAACUCGUAGCUAUGCGAAGUCGCUGUUCCGAGCUCUAUCAGAGCACGCCAGCUAUCAGCGCUUGCUAUUGGAGGUCAUACCACCGCGAAUAUAUCGAAAUGUGGAGAAAACUUUAAGAAGCAUUACACGCUAGUCACUUAAUUUAGACAGUUUUUUAUGUAAAUAGCAAUCAUCUUAUUUUGAACUUUUUCGAUGUUUAUACUCUUGAUUCAUUGAUGUACAUGGUCAUUGCUUUCAAUUGCCGUUAAACCACUGUUCGACUAAAUAUUCCUUUCGUGGAAGCGGAGUUUCAAGUGAUAUGAUCCCAUAAAAAUCAAGUCACUUUAUUCUAUGGUAAAAUUGUUUUUGUACAGUGCAAUAUAUCUAAGCUUAUUAGACUUAUACAAAUAAAUGUUACAAUGAACUUAA
Messenger RNA from Drosophila mojavensis, 5394 nucleotides. Its product is annotated as TOG array regulator of axonemal microtubules protein 1. Gene Ontology annotation, molecular function: microtubule binding. The transcript has 8 exons. Gene Ontology annotation, cellular component: microtubule organizing center; cytoplasmic microtubule; spindle microtubule. Bases 254 to 5119 code for a protein of 1621 amino acids. NCBI's taxonomy places the organism in Eukaryota, Metazoa, Arthropoda, Insecta, Diptera, Drosophilidae. The record is from RefSeq and is a predicted model, not a curated record. Gene Ontology annotation, biological process: mitotic spindle assembly.